Messenger RNA from Exophiala mesophila, 1828 nucleotides. RefSeq lists its product as uncharacterized. NCBI's taxonomy places the organism in Eukaryota, Fungi, Ascomycota, Eurotiomycetes, Chaetothyriales, Herpotrichiellaceae. The record is from RefSeq and is a predicted model, not a curated record. The transcript is spliced from 4 exons. The coding region runs from base 1 to 1638 and encodes 545 amino acids.
AUGUCUAACUAUCGCGGCUCUGCCCUUGAGGUCCUGACCGUUGCUUUUGCGGGGGUCUCGCUCGUUAUCGUUGCCCUUCGAGCCGUUGCAAGACAUCGGAUUGCCCAAGUCUUCGAAGCCACCGAUAUCCUCCUGCCGAUUUCUCUGGUCUUUCUACUCGCUCAGAGUGCCCUCGUUCGUAUUGCAUUAUUGGACGGCCUCGGAAGACACACCGAGGACUUGACCGAUGACCAAAUUUCCCUCUUCCAAAAGCUCAUCUAUGGCAGCAAUCUCGCCUUCCAAUUAGUCCUCUCUCUUGAUCAAGUCGUCAUCCUCCUCCUCAUAAAGAGCGUCGAACCGCAACUCCCCGUCCGGAUAGGAUGCAAUGUCCUAUUUGGUUUCAUUGUCUUAUAUUCGAUUGCCGCAUUAGCCAUCCAAGGCUUUCAGUGUGCUCUUCCAGAGCCAUGGAAUGUGACUGCUGACCGAUGCAUCAAUCGCCAGGCCUUCUUCACCGGCUUUAUCUCAGCAAAUAUUCUGGUCGACAUCCUCACACUCAUUCUCCCCAUUCUCAUGGUUUGCAAAUUGAAAACAUCUCGAGACAAAAAGAUCUUUGUGUGCAUAUUGUUUGGCGCUCGGAUUAGUGUACCUGUGGUCACUGUUUUUCAAACCCUGCAUCUGCACUCAGUAUUGGGCUCAGAAGACUUGACUUGGGACAUUGUUCCCUACCAAACAUGGGUCCAGGUCAUUAUGAACCUGAGUCUCAUCACUGCUUGUCUGCCCUCACUGGGCCGAAUGAUGUGGGAAUUAUGGGCAUUCGGAUCAGGACUGAGGACGUCGGCUGUGGACAAGACGUCGGAGAGUAAAGACUUUGGACACGAACUUGGGCUGCCACAAGGCCAAUCUUGGUUUGCAGAGAAGAAAGAAGCUUCUGUGACCAUUCGAGAGGUCCGGAGUUUUGACUCGACAAGCACAGUGGAUGAGGAACAAAAGACCCAAAAGACCUUGCCAGCCCUUCCACGACGAACGACGUCUCGGUUCCGUCCUGUCCGGAAACAGGACCAUCAUUAUCGACGUCCUGCAUCACUCUCACGCGAUAAGCGCUUUCUUCCAGCAAUGGAAUUUUCUGCCCUCGACAUGCCCUCACCUACUGUCAUGAUCCAACGGCACAAAUACGAGGAGGAAGUCAACUCACGCAGACAGUUUCCUUUUCCACCCCACCCAUCUUCAAACAAACCAUCACCGCUUGCCGCAUCUCUCCCGCCAGGUCGGCUGGAAGAGCCACUGCCGGUGUAUACGCAUAGUGCACCCGUACGGGAGCCAACGCUACCUCAGGUCGCCGACACAUAUCACGAAGCCGACAUGUCGUCAAUCGACAUUGACAGCUACUACAUGAUGAACAACGUGCCUCCGCACGACCCCGGUCGAACGGAGAUGGUGUUGCAACACAUGAUUGACGAGCUGAAAAGCCAGAACAGCUCGUUUUACUCCCGCGUACAGAGCUCGGUGUACUCUGUGCCAAGGAUGCAGAGUUCCGUCUACUCGAUUUCGCGGACGCAAAGUCCGUUGCAUCCAACAGUAAGAACGCAAAGUCCAUUGCAUGCAACAGUAAGAACACAAAGUCCUCUUUACCCCGGCAAGAGCGAAGGAGGCUGGAUUUGAAGCGAACCCGGCGAUGCUGGCUCGCUACGAUCGAGGUCAUUCACACCUCGAUGACGAUUUUUGCUUAUGAUAUGCCCCAUGGUUGAUGAAUGUUACCUAUGUAUGAUUCAUGUAUGAGAUAAGGACAAAGCUCAUUCGACACGAUCCGGAGUGUAUAAAUGUUUGAAUAGAUCUUGGCAACAAGUCACAG